AUGGGAUCUCCAGCUCCUCCUCAGAACCCCCGCAGGGUUGAGAGAAAGAGCCGGGCUCGCCGCAAGGUGCCAUUGGCUUGCGAUCCGUGUCGUGAGCGCAAGUCACGCUGCGAUGGAAAGAUGCCCAUAUGCGCGGCUUGUGAACGACGUUCGUUGCCUUUGGAGCAAUGUGUCUAUUCAUCAGAUAAUGCUCGCACAGAAAGUAACGCGGCCUAUAUUCAAAGUCUUCACGCUCGCAUUCGACACUUAGAGGGUGUUUGUAUUGCGGCCAAUAUUGCACCGUACUCUGCGGAUUUAGGGCUUUUAGCUGAUGAUGUUUCCACGCGAGAUUUACCGAUGGGAAACGAUUCGACCUUUGUUGAUAAUGUCACUGAAGCCGGAAGACCAGCUAUCUCAAGAAACUCCGGAGAUAACGUGCGCAAUACCCUCACUCCAAUAGCCCCUCGUGAUUUCUCAAUGAAUGAUUUGGCCACUCCACAGUCGAAUGUGCAAAAUGCCACCAACGUACAAACCCCAUAUGUGCUUGACUCUGAGCGGGAGCGUAGACAGUCAUCAUCACUCUUUGAGCUCACAAGUAACAUCACCGCUAUGGGUACCAUUUCAGCUCCGGAAGUUGAUGAAGGAGCACGCUCUCCCGACGCUGAAUAUUAUGGAAGUUCGUCGGCCGUUGAGUUCAUGCGCCUAGCUCGCAGGUCCAUCAGGCAUCGCCGUGCUACUGAAGCCGAUAGACACGCGAGUCGGUCACAUCCCGAGUCGCAUACGUCGGCAAUAAUCCGAAAAGCCUGCACGCCAUCUACACGAUUUGUAUUCGAAGACACCCCACUCCCUCCUAGAGCAUUGGCAGACCAUCUGUUGGAAUGCUUCUGGGAUCGUGUUUUCUGUUUAUACCCAUUUUUCCAUCGCCCUAGUUUUCAGGACGCCUACGAGAAUCUAUGGGUCCCGCACAGACAGCCUCACCGAAAGCUUACAAGAUCGGACAUUGGUCUCGGCAGUAUCUGGGCUUCCGACCUCCAGUCCCCGGUUUUUCAAAGCUCUCUGAACGCCAUCUUUGCUUUAGGCUGUCAUUUUGCUGACGUUUCCGAGACGCAACGACAGGCAUUAUCACACACCUUUUUUCUGCGCGGUAAAAAACACAUAGGGUUAGACCUACUCGAUAUCAAAACGAUUGGUGUUGUACAGUCCUUUCUCCUUACUACACUUUAUCUUCAAAGAGUGGCAUGUCGAGUGGCGCAAGGGCUAGGUCUGCAUCAGGCUUUCGGGGAUGUCACCAAGGAUCCACUGGAACUUGAAAUUCGCCGUUGUACAUGGCUGACACAAGGGAACAAAAUUAUGCAGCAAUUGGAAUUAAGGAACUAUGGUGAGAUGGCUACUGUGCAUCUUGGUUCAAAAACCUGGGUCUUCCUCAAUACGCAUCGUGUCACGCAAGAAAUAAUCGCCAAAAGAGGCAGCAUAACUAACGGUCGAUCCGAAUAUCCCAUUGCAAGUGGUAUCGUCAGUCGCGAUGGUCGCUCACUGGUUCUUCCUCCUGCAAAAUGGGCCGAAAAGCGACGGGUCAUGCAUCAUCUUUUGAAUGGAUCAGCCUUGAAGAAGUAUGGAGAAUUCCAAGAAAUGGAAAGCACUCAAAUGUUGGCCGAGUACCUCUUUAAGCCGCGAGAUUGGUACCGCAAUCACUAUCGCUAUGCCAACUCAGUUGUCCAUCGCAUCGCUCUUGGAGAAAGAUUUGUCAUGUCAGCGCAAAAUCUGGUAAAUACGCAAAGGUUGGUAGCCGAAUUUACUGGUAGCAUUGGGGCAAGCAUAAUCGAUUGGUUCCCGGCUCUGGCCAAGCUGCCCAAGUUCUUGCAGCCCUGGCGGCCCUACUGGGAAAAAGUUGGACAAUUCCAUUACGAUGUUUAUCGGACUUGGUGGGAUCCGGUAAAGAAACAUAUCGAUGAGGGUACUGCACCCCCGUCAUUUGCGCGAGACGGGCUUCUUAGCCCCGAUGCAAAAUUCUCCGGGGAUGAACAAGAAGCUAUGUACGUAACCUUGCAGCUGAUCGAAGCUGGAAGCGAUACUACACGGGAGGUUUUGAAUUGUUUUGUCAUGGCUACAUUGUGCUAUCCUCACAAGUUUCAAAAGCUGCGCGACGAGGUCGACAAAGUAUGUGGUAGUAAUGCAGAGCGUCUUCCUGCGCUAACAGACAUUGACAACAUCCCAUACGUGCACGCCUUUGCAAAAGAACUUCUACGAUGGCGGCCCAUCUUCAUCUCGACACCUGAUCAUAUGCUUACCGAGGAUCUUGAGUUUGAGGGCUACAUAUUUCCUGCAGGUACUUGUUUUGCUAUCAACGAGGUUGCUGUAGGUUACGAAUGCGAGUCACCCACUGAGUUCAUACCGGAACGAUGGCUAGAUGGAAACGAGACCGACAUCACAAAUGGUUUAUGGCAAUUUGGUGGCGGUAGAAGGAUUUGUGUGGGCUACAAGCUUGGCCACCGAAGUCUUUUCUUGAAUAUCGCGCGUCUGGCGUAUUGCUUUGACUAUCAGGCGACCGGUCCUUAUGAUAGCCGACAUCUGAAUUACGAGAGUACUGGUGAACCUUUUCCGGUUCUGCCGACGGUAAGGAGUGAGGCUCAUCGAGAGUUGAUCAUAGACGAGGCAAAGAGAGCAGACGUGUAUGAAGAAGCGAAGUUAGAAUACGAGAAGGUCCCAGAAUGGAGGCCGGAAUAUUAG
This is a messenger RNA of Talaromyces amestolkiae, 2706 nucleotides long. RefSeq lists its product as uncharacterized. NCBI's taxonomy places the organism in Eukaryota, Fungi, Ascomycota, Eurotiomycetes, Eurotiales, Trichocomaceae. The transcript has 6 exons. Bases 1 to 2706 code for a protein of 901 amino acids. Gene Ontology annotation, molecular function: monooxygenase activity; oxidoreductase activity, acting on paired donors, with incorporation or reduction of molecular oxygen; iron ion binding. The record is from RefSeq and is a predicted model, not a curated record. Gene Ontology annotation, biological process: regulation of DNA-templated transcription; DNA-templated transcription.